This is a messenger RNA of Haplochromis burtoni (Burton's mouthbrooder), 3832 nucleotides long. RefSeq names its product TBC1 domain family, member 22a (gene tbc1d22a). The coding region runs from base 166 to 1884 and encodes 572 amino acids. The record is from RefSeq and is a predicted model, not a curated record. Lineage: Eukaryota; Metazoa; Chordata; Actinopteri; Cichliformes; Cichlidae. The transcript has 15 exons. Gene Ontology annotation, biological process: activation of GTPase activity. Gene Ontology annotation, molecular function: GTPase activator activity.
GCCAAUCACAGUCGCGUUUACUUGCCGAUUAGGCAGUAUCAACAUGGCAGCUUUCUGAGUUUUGGAGGAGGGGAGCUGGUGUAAAUAAACAGACAUUUAACAUUUUUGAGAUAACGACAGCGUCGGGGUGUUUGAGUUUAGGACUGAGUGGACCGCUGCGGGAAGAUGUCGAGCGACGGAAACAAAAAACAGUUCUGGAAAAGGAAUGCAGCGAAGGUUCCUGGCAGCAUUCAGCAUGUGUACGGUGCACAGCAUCCACCCUUCGACCCGCUCCUUCAUGCAAAUCUGAUCAAAGCAGGCAACAAGCCUCCUCCAGCCACUCCAGGCAAGCCCAAGAAGGCGACCACCUUCCAGGAGUUUGAGAGCAUCACGAGCGACGCCUGGGAUGUCGGGGAUGAUGACGACGAGCUGCUGGCCAUGGCUGCGCAGAACCUCAACAUCGAGGUGGUCAUGGAAACAGCCAAUAAGGUGAUUGAGAAUCACAGCAAGCAACAGGAGAAACAGAGGCAGGAUGAGACAUCAGAGCUGGACCGAAGAGAAGACGACACACAGGAGGAGGUGGCAGAGGACGACGAGGACAAUGAAGAAGAGGAAGAGGAGGACAGGGUGGAAGAGGGAGACGCGACCAGCCCUGAGGUAUUAUUUGGAUCCCAGAGCAGCCCUUACACUGAUGGCCGCCUAGUGAAGUCCCACAGCGAAGCUCCAAUUGGGUCACCUAAAGAUGCAGCAGGUGAGCAUGCAGCCCUCCACAGACAGCGGUCUCUGCCCCAUCGGCCUCCUGUCAUCCCUCUAGUGGCUCGCAUGGCUGACCAGAACACAUCUGGCACUCCAGCCAUGACCGAGAGGGAAGCGUCCCGCCUAGAUAAGUUCAAACAGUUGUUGGCAGGACCCAACACAGAUCUGGAUGAGCUGCGGAAACUCAGCUGGUCCGGAAUCCCUCGACAGGUCCGACCGAUUGCAUGGAAACUUCUCUCAGGUUACCUGCCAGCCAACGCAGAGAGGAGGGAAAGCGUUCUACAGAGGAAGAGGCAAGAAUAUUUCGGCUUCAUCCAGCAAUACUACGACUCUCGCAAUGAUGAGCAUCAUCAAGACACAUACAGACAGAUCCACAUAGACAUUCCUAGGAUGAGUCCUGAAUCUUUGGUGCUGCAGCCAAAGGUGACAGAGAUUCACAUUGACAUACCGAGAACUAAUCCUCUUAUUCCUCUCUUUCAACAAGCUUCUGUUCAAGAGAUUUUUGAACGGAUCCUGUUUAUCUGGGCCAUCCGGCAUCCCGCUAGCGGCUACGUGCAAGGCAUCAACGACCUGGUCACACCAUUCUUCGUCGUUUUCGUCUUUGAAUAUAUUGAGGAGGAAGUGGAAAACUUUGACGUGUCCAGUCUCCAGGAAGAGGCUCUGAGGAAUAUUGAGGCUGACAGCUUCUGGUGCAUGAGCAAACUGCUGGACGGGAUCCAGGACAACUAUACAUUUGCUCAGCCAGGCAUCCAGAAAAAAGUCAAGGCCCUAGAGGAGCUGGUCAGCAGGAUUGAUGAAUCUGUGCACCGCCACAUGCAGCAGUACGAGGUGGAGUACCUGCAGUUUGCCUUUCGCUGGAUGAACAACCUCCUGAUGAGAGAGUUGCCAUUACGAUGCACAAUCAGACUGUGGGACACCUACCAGGCUGAACCAGAGGGCUUCUCCCAUUUUCACCUGUAUGUGUGUGCGGCCUUCCUGGUGAGGUGGAGGAAAGAGAUCCUGGAGGAGAGGGAUUUUCAGGGCCUGAUGAUCCUCUUACAGAACCUUCCCACGAUGCACUGGGGCAACGAGGAAGUGAGCGUACUGCUGGCUGAAGCCUACAGGUUGAAGUUUGCCUUCGCUGAUGCGCCCAACCACUACAAGAGAUGAUAAGCAAGGGGCGGGGGAGGGGACUCCCUGUGUUCCUCCUUUACUCCCCCCAAAGUGGUCUACUGAACUCAAAGGCCUCUAUUCCCACACAGGAAGGAGCUCCCUUUUCUUAACCUCCUUUUCCCUUAUUGGCCGGUGGGCCUUUCAGCUACUAAGAGAUUUUUGAAUCAACCAAUGACUGCGAGGAUGUGCGGUGUAGCAUUCUAACAUGUUGAUGUGGAGCCUUUUUUUUUUUUUUAAUGAUUAUUGUGUUCUCUGAUUAGCUCUGAGCAGUGCAGAGUCCUGUUCUUUAUCACUGCAAGUUGACAGCUGAGAGAUCAACCUAAGGCCCGAUGCAAAACCAGGAGCUGUUGCUCAGCACCGCCUGCGGUCUGGCUCCGAAAAAUGCCUCUUUCUGCUAAUUAUUUCCAUAACCAUGGUAAUACAUAGUUGAUUUUUUUUGUUUCCUGAGGCAAAAUGUGAUCUUUUUCCUUUUCAGUUUGCAAAGACAAAGAAAGAUGUCAAAGGGCAUUGCACUAGAUACUUUACUUGCCCCUCCCCCCCACAGAUUGUUUUUCUUCAUGACCCUUCCAAGACUUUUGAAGCAAGACACUUUGUCAGUCAGUGAGAGGAGGCAUGUGUACUUCCUUCCAUUAAGCCAAUCACACACCAGCUUUAAACCCUCAUUGUCCAGUCUCAUCACUGCAGCGUCUCGUUGUUUGAAUGUAACGCAAACAGUGGCAGGAGGCUGCAGAACAGGAGUCACAUACACAGAUCAACAUCAAAGAACAUAAGAAGCCAUUAGGAGGGAGAACGCUACCUAGUCCCACUUGUUAGGGUUCUUUUUUUCUUUUUUUGCUCCUUAGACCUGCAGCAUGUGAAGGGUCCACGUCUUAUUAUCAACUUCUCCUUCUUUGUGAAUGUAAGACUACCUCAGAACACGCAUUGUUAUUACACGGUUAUACACAUAAUGAGGCGUUAGCAGACAUAAAGAAAGAAUCACUCAGAUUCACAUUGGUCUGGGUGAGUGACGGCCAGAUCUGAAGUUGAAGCUAAAUUCCGAAAGAGCACAAUCGACACGGUUUGGGGACCUUUUGUUUUUAAGUUUUCCGCCCAGAAUAUAUAAAAUAUGGAUUGGACUGUUUAGAGAUCACCAGCAAGGCGGGGCCUGAGCUUAAAAGAUGUAUUUCCAUAUAAACACGUAAAACUAGAAGGGUUUAUUUGGAGGCUCCAACUUAAUGGAAGUCUUGCAAUUUUAAAAUGCAAUUACACACGCUUGAUCUAUUUCGGCUCUCGUAAUUUAUUUAUGUAGAAGCUCUGCACGCAGAUCAUCGGGAUUAUCCUAAAAACGUACCAAUACAUAAAUAAGUAAAUAAAUAAUUACAAAGCUGUUUCUUUGCUUAUGACCAUCCAUCCCAUUGCCUCUAUAAUGCUGUUUGUAAGUACCCUGUAAUCAGGCGUCGGCACGGUGCUUACUGAACUCUGUGAAUAUAAUGGGAAGUUGACAAGCUUAGCAGGUGACAACGAUUCAUCACGCCCUUUAAUUAAAAAGCGUUUGCAUAAAUAAGUUAUACAACCUGCUUCUUGUUUUUGCACACACAACUCUCCGCCUUACAUUAGUCGUUCACACGUUGCUCUGUUCUUAUAGAGCACAUGGGAUGUCUUACGCAAAGUCAGUAGCACCGUAUUGGUGUGAUGUUAGGUGGUGGUGGUGGUGGGGGGGUAAUCAGACAUUCAUGACAUAACACAAAGCUGUUAACGUUUGGAUCCUCCUGUCGCAACUCCGCCAGGAUCCAUUAUUGUCACCCGAGCCGAAAAAGGCGGCAGGCGUAGGUGUGUGAAGGGAAGAUGGAAGGAGAGAGGGGAAGGGAGGGUGUUGUGUUUCUUUGGAAGUUCAGUCCCUUUUUUCAGUGAGAGCUGUCAGUCUUUGAUCACAUGUUGAGGGUUUGGGCUUUUUUUUUUUUUUAAA